AGCAUUCCACAUCCGACACUCUUUCGCGAAAUUGCCGCUGCCAACAAACGUGUCCCUUGCGCCACGCCGUCUGUUUCCACAGCGACCCGGAUGCCUCUUAGCAGCCGCGCGUGCGGCCAGGGUGGGUCUCACGAGCCCCGAGCCCUGCGAUGGCGGCAGCGAGUCCUAGCGUCUUCUUACUCAUGGUCAACGGGCAGGUGGAGAGCGCCCAGUUUCCAGAGUAUGAUGACCUCUACUGCAAGUACUGCUUUGUGUACGGACAGGACUGGGCCCCCACAGCGGGUCUAGAAGAGGGGAUCUCACAGAUCACAUCCAAGAGCCAAGAUGUGCGGAGAGUGCUUGUGUGGAACUUCCCCAUCGAUGUCACCUUUAAGAGCACCAACCCCUAUGGCUGGCCUCAGAUCGUGCUCAGUGUGUAUGGACCAGAUGUGUUCGGGAAUGAUGUGGUUCGUGGCUAUGGGGCAGUGCACGUGCCCUUCUCUCCUGGCCGGCACAAAAGGACCAUCCCCAUGUUUGUGCCAGAGUCUACGUCUAAACUGCAGAAGUUCACAAGCUGGUUCAUGGGACGACGACCUGAAUACACAGACCCCAAGGUGGUGGCUCAGGGUGAAGGCCGGGAAGUGACCCGGGUCCGUUCUCAGGGCUUUGUUACCCUCCUCUUCAAUGUGGUGACCAAGGACAUGAGAAAGCUGGGCUACGACACUGGACCUGUGGACACACAGGGGCCCAGCCUGCCAUAGGACAUCCCCUGGUGAAGGCAUCUUCCACCUGCCCACCCCAAGUCUGGCCUGGUCGGCCCUCAAAUGACCAAGAGCUUCUUUUCAGAGUUAGCCACAGCCUAAAGUGCAGCCUGGUGCUGUCGGGGGUUUGGGGACAAUAAGAAUGUUUUGUAUAAUAAAGUGUUACAUUUUCAGAAAGCCUA
Ictidomys tridecemlineatus (thirteen-lined ground squirrel) is the source of this 922-nucleotide messenger RNA. RefSeq names its product B9 domain containing 1 (gene B9d1). Gene Ontology annotation, biological process: cilium assembly. The record is from RefSeq and is a predicted model, not a curated record. NCBI's taxonomy places the organism in Eukaryota, Metazoa, Chordata, Mammalia, Rodentia, Sciuridae. Gene Ontology annotation, cellular component: MKS complex.